Ficedula albicollis (Collared flycatcher) is the source of this 5803-nucleotide messenger RNA. RefSeq names its product fibronectin type-III domain-containing protein 3a-like. The record is from RefSeq and is a predicted model, not a curated record. The transcript is spliced from 29 exons. Lineage: Eukaryota; Metazoa; Chordata; Aves; Passeriformes; Muscicapidae. Gene Ontology annotation, molecular function: protein binding. The coding region runs from base 197 to 3661 and encodes 1154 amino acids.
GGGGGUGGACGUGGCGCACCGGGCAGGUGGGAGCAGGAUCCGAGGGGAUCCGAUGUCCCGGGACAUGGAAAGAAGCUUGAGGACAGCACACGUUUCUCACUCUGCAGCAGGCACUGGAACAUUCAUCAGGAGGAAUUCCAAGUCAGGAGAGUGACAACGGUGGAGGUGAGCAGGUGUCCAUGAGUGAUCCCAAGAAAUGAUGGCUGAGCAGCCGCCCCCCCUGGAAGCCACACCCCUGCUGAAUGAAGUGCCACUUCUACCUCACAUGGUCAACGGGGACAGCAUCCAGCAGGUGAUUCUUGUCCAGGUAAACCCAGGUGAAACAUUUACAAUUACAACUGAAGAUGGACACAUUCAGUGCAUUCAAGGUCCAGCACAUGUCCCCAUGAUGUCACCAAACGGUUCCAUGCCACCGAUUUUUGUGCCUCCCGGUUACGUAUCUCAGGUGGUGGAAGAAAAUGGAGUUCGCAGAGUGGUGGUGGUGCCCCACUCGGGGGAAUUCCAUCCUUCCAUGCAUCCCCCUCCUCCCCCUCCUCCCCCCCACGUGCCCCAUUACAUGCACNNNNCCCAUGCCCUGCUCCCACCCCCUCCUCACCCCGUGUUCCCCGCCGUGCCGGGCACAGGAGAGCUCCCACCCCAGUUCAUGCACCAGCACCCACCACCACACGUGUUCCAGGAGCAAGAACCUCGUUCCCAUGGAAGGACAAACUUCAUCCAGAGGGACGAGAGGAGUCUCAAAAUGCCAGAACACCUCAAGAAGAGACUAAAGGACAGACAAGCCAGUGGUCACACCAACAAUAAACUGAACAGCCCUCCCUCCUCACCACAUAAAGUCCUUAAUUCUUCCAAUGCCACAAUUCCCAAUGGGAAUGGAAAGGGCCAGCAAGGGGCAGUUGGAGCACUAAAGCAGAAGCAGAUAGGAAAAACAAAGGGCAGUCCAGAGGCAGAGAUGGGAGAAUCUGACACAGAAUCCAGGAAAUGUGAUACUCACUUGAGCAUUGGCAAGCCAGUCGUUUCUGAUAUACAAGCAAGAUCAGCCGUUCUGUCCUGGAAUCUCCCAGUUAGUUCACAGAAUGGAGAGAGCCAUAGUCAUAGUCCAGCAGCAUUUACAUUUGAAGUAGCAAUAUCCAACAGUGGUAAAAAUGGAAAAUUUAAAUCUGUCUAUGUUGGGGAAGAAUUAACAAUUACACUUCCUGAUCUCAGACCAGCCACUGAUUAUCAUGCCAGAGUUUCAGCAACCAGCAGUUCCAUCAAAGAAACCAUUUCAGAACUGGUGAGCUUCACCACAGAGAGCUGUGAGCCAGACAGUCCAGCUGCCCCAAAACUGAUUAACAGAACCAAAAACAGCCUGAGCUUGCAGUGGAAGUCCUCAAAUGACAAUGGUUCCAAAAUAACUAAUUUUCUUUUAGAAUGGGAUGAGGGGAAGAAUGGCCCCUUCAAGGAAUGUUACUACGGGCACCUGAAGCAGUACAAGCUCACCAAACUCACUCCUUCCACAAGAUACUCCCUGAGACUGGCUGCUAAAAACGACAUUGGAAUGAGUGGGUUCAGUGAGACGGUGACGUUCGGCACGGCCGGGGUGGUGCCACCGGCCCCAGCGCCGCCCACGCUGCUGGAAGCAGGAGUGACCUGGAUGGCCCUGGGAUGGAGCCCUCCUGCAGGAGGGGCCUUGGAUGACUCCCUCACCUACAGCCUGGACAUGGAGGAAGAAGGUUCUGGCUAUGGAUUCCAGCCCCAGUACAAUGGAGAUGAGCUCUCAUGCACUUUAAGAAACCUGAGGAGGAGUACAUCCUAUAAGUUCAGGCUCUUUGCCUACAACAGUGAAGGAAAAAGCAGCCCCAGUGAGGUGGUGGAACACAGCACCAAACCUGACAGACCUGGAGCUCCAAGCAAACCUGUGGUGAAGGGCAAGAUCCAUCCCCACAGUGUGAGAGUCACGUGGGAACCCCCCAAGGAUAAUGGAGGAUCAGACAUUUCAAAAUACUUUUUGGAAAUCUCCGAGGCAUCAGCUGGAGGGAGGUGGGAGCCCAUUUACAGCGGAGCCCAGCGGGAACACGUCUGUGACCACCUCAGAGCUGGCACCUCCUACAGACUGCGGGUGUCCUGUGCCAGUAAAGGUGGGGACAGCCAGGCCUCUGAUGUCACGACUGUCACGACAGCAGCCGUUCCCCCCGGGCCCUGUCCUGCCCCAGCCCUGGUGGGAAAAGCCAAGCCCAAGGAAAUCACUUUGCAGUGGGGACCCCCAGCUGUGGAUGGAGGCUCUGAGGUGACAGAGUAUCUGCUGGAGAUGGCCAGCUCGGAGCAGGAGGAGCGCAGGCUGGUUUACCAGGGCCCAGCAGCUGAGUUUGGAGUCAGCAGCCUGCUGCCAGGGAGAAGCUACAGCUUCUGGCUGCGGGCAGGGAACAGAGUGGGGUUUGGCCCCCACUCUGAGAAGGCAGAGUUUUGCACUGCUCCAGGACCCCCUGAGCAGUGCUGCAAACCCCUGAUAACCUGCAAAAGUGCAACUUGUGCUGUGGUUUCGUGGGAGAGCCCGGCGUGCAAUGGAGCAGAAAUCACCGAGUACAGGCUGGACUGGGGCCAGGUGGAGGGCUCCAUGCACAUCAUCUACACUGGCCCCUGCCAGAGCUAUGAGGUCAAGGGCCUCACACCUGCAACCACCUAUUACUGCAGAGUCCAGGCUGUGAACGUGGCUGGGGCGGGGCUGUUUGGGGACACGGCAGUGGUGACCACGCCCCCAUCGGUGCCUGCAGCCGUGGCCGUGCUGCACUUACUGGAAGAGGAUCAGGUGGAAAUUUCCCCUCCUUUCUCCACGUGCCUUGCAAUCCAGUGGGAAGAGCCCUGCUGCCACGGGGCAGAGAUCACAGGCUACAACAUCGAGUAUGGGGAGAAGCAGCUGCUCACUGUGGGGAGAAACACAACCCAUGUCCUUGAGAAUCUGCUGCCUGACACCCUGUACAGGAUCAGGGUACAGGCCAUCAACAGCUUUGGAGUUGGUCCUUUCAGUCAUUCCAUGAAAGCCAAAACCAAACCACUACCUCCUGACCCUCCCCACCUGGAAUGUGUGGUCUUCAGCUACCAGAGCCUUAAACUGAAAUGGGGAGAAGGGCCCAGCAGAGCUUUAAUUCCCAACCCUACUCAGUUCAACCUGCAGAUGGAGGACAGGUUUGGCAGGUUUGUGACAGUCUAUAAUGGUCCCUGUCACACCUACAAGGUGCAGAGGCUCAGUGAAUCCACCACCUACCAUUUCCGCAUCCAGGCGUACAACGACGCUGGGGAAGGAGCCUUCUCAGAGGUCUGUGCUUUCACCACCACCAAAUCUCCACCUGCACCUCUCAAAGCACCCAAAGUGAUUCAGCUGGAAGAAAACACUUUUGAAAUCACAUGGGAGCCUCUACAGCCAAUGAAAGGAGAUUCCAUUGUUUACAUCCUUCAGCUUGCUGCUGGCAGAGAGUUUGAUCAGGUGUACAAGGGCCCCGAGCCCUGCUUCCGGCUGCCGGCGGCGCAGAGCGGCUGCGAGUACCGCGCGCGCGUCUGCGGGGGGCCGGCGCAGAGCGGCGCGCGGCCGCGCGAGGAGCGCGCCAUCGCCAUCGCGCUGCUCUGCGGCUUCGCCGUCGUCGCCAUCCUCUUCGCCGUGGUCAUCCAGUACUUCGUCAUCAAGUAGGGCGGAGCCGGCCCUGCUCAGCUGCCUGUACAGAGAUCUCUGGGGUGUUGGUGGGUUAGUUCGAUGGAAUCCUAGCUGGGAGCCCCUCGCUCCGUGCGUUCCCGCUCCUGCUGCUGGCCAGGCUGGCUCGGCAGAUCCUUUCCAAAUGCUGGACACAGAUUUCCUGUAGAAAGGGUGAUCCUGGGCUCUCUGCAAUCGGGGUGAGCUGUUAGAGAACGGCAGUCAGCUGCCUUGGGUGCACGCUGGGGGGGUGUGCACACUCCUCUCUCCCCAUCCCAGCCAGUUGGAGAGGGAAGGCAUUGCUGGAACAGCCCUUUCCCAGCGGGAGGCGGUGGCUGUUCCGUCAGGUUCCGCUGUAGUUUGAUACCCAUGAAAAUCCAGCAGCACAAGUGCUUGAGCUUAGAGCAGAACUGCAGAGCCUACUAGAGCAUACCACAUUUACUAGACUGUAGAAGGAAAGCAGAAUAUUGACUUAGUGAUAUUACUACUUUACAGUUAUUUUAAUACUUGGGAUUCAGUAAUAAUCAUUUCAAGUGUUGGAGUAGAGGGUGCCAGGGUUUUUUAGGGUUUUAAUCCAAACCAAUGCCAGCAGGACGUGGCGCUCGGCCAGGAUGCCCAGGAAAGGCUCUGCCCCAAAUGUUCCUGCUGUCCUGAGCAGCUUUGGCCCAAUCCACAUUUCACUCUCAGUGCCUGAGAGAAAAAUAAUUCCCUGUGCAGCGUGCUCAAAACAGCACAGGAGUUGUCUUUAAGGAGAAAGAGUGCAUUUAUGAUAAAUGUUACACUAUUUGGCUCAAACUGAGCAAAUGUUUUUGUACUAUUAUUAACCUAAAAAAUAAAAAAAUUCAGCCUGCUUUGGGUGCCCUUCUAACUUAACCCCAACGAGCAAAUUGUACGUGAGAGAACUCUUUUUAGAUAACGUUUAUACAAUGUUUUAAACUUGCUAUCCCAGUGGUAGCAGCUUCACAUUCCAUGGUUUUCCUGUUGGGAAUGUUCAGCCUGCUAUGAACUUGUCUGAAACUCGUCCUGGUCGGCUGGGGGAUAUUUUUGUGGACACUGUGCACUACAUUUGACUGUUGUGUUCCAUCUGCUUGUGAAUCCCUGAGGAGGGGCCUGGCAGCUCCUGGCUCCGUUAGAUCAAAGCUUUUGAAAGCUGGAACUCGCAAAUUUCCAAUGUUUCAGGAAGGGUCUUGCCAACAGCGUUUGGAACGUGCCACAGAAUGGUAGGUUUAAGGUAUUUUUGCAAAGUCUGUGGCUCCACUUUGGCCAUCAGAGCGAUGCACUUGUGGGUGGGAGGGUGGAUGUGACAGAGCUACAGGCAAUGUGUUUCCAGUAAUUAAUUAAUCACUUUUAAGGGUCUUUCUCCUACAGCAGUUGAGGAAUAACGUUGUGUUAGAGUUUGAGGCAUUGUGUUGUAUUUCAGAUGUGGAAAACCUAAAUUAUGACCUAGUAUCACUUAAUCCUCUUCACAGUAGAUUGAUGGUGCAAUCUGAAAUUAAUCUUUUCAAAGCGUACUCUUCAUUUUUGUACUCUAUUUAUUUUGAUUAAAAGUCCUGGAAAGAAAAAAAAAUGUAUGUUUGAAUGUAUUGUUCUACUUGUAGCAGAACUUUAAGUUAAUCAUUUAUUAUAUCAUAGAAAUCUCUCCCUCCAGUGUCAGAGUUUUAUACAGAUAUUAGUCUCUAGUUUGCAGAAGAGUUUACAAUCUGUCUUUAUUUUCUUCAUAGUCUCCCUUUAGCAGAUAAACUGCCUGCAGCAAAUCUCUGUUGCCAAACUCCUUAGAACCAACUUGUAGAGGUUUAUUUGGCAAUAAUAGUCCUGAAAUUAGGAUUGCAGAGUAAAUACUAACAAGUCACCACUGCUAAAAAAUGAAAUUGAAUCCUUUUGUAAUUGCCACAAAAUGUUCAUAUUUCCACAAAAUACCCGGAUUUAUACUGCAAUAUGGAUUUUCCAUCAGCUGUUGUCCAUUCCAGAAGGAUGUACCCUCGUGGCAUUAAUGUAUUUUAGGUAUCUUCAGUUUUCUUGUAUUGUCAUUUUUGAGGUAUCUCAAACGUAUGUUAAAGCUGCCAUGCAUUGUAUUACUAAAUUGUAACUAUCAAAUAGAUAAUAUAUUUAAUACAGCCAAUAAAUAAUACAAAUGUAUUCGAA